Somion occarium is the source of this 3619-nucleotide messenger RNA. NCBI's taxonomy places the organism in Eukaryota, Fungi, Basidiomycota, Agaricomycetes, Polyporales, Cerrenaceae. The record is from the annotation of a GenBank genome assembly.
UCAGUACAGUACUUAUCGCAGUCUACUCAUUGUCGAGCACAGCGACCACCUUCAUUUCCUACACUCACUUCCGCCGUUUCCAAUAUGGCAGCUACAAACAAACCAAACAAGCUGGCAUUCCUGUCUAUGCCAGCUCCUGCUUCCUACGUCGCUGGUCUUGGACGAGGAGCCUCCGGGUUCACAACUCGUUCUGAUAUUGGUCCUGCUCGAGAGGGACCUUCCGCUGAGGUUAUUGCGGAAGCGCAGGCCCGUCGAGGAGAAGAGCCGGAAUUUGAUGCUGAACAAUUCCAAGACCCCGACAACGAAUUUGGCCUCUUCGCCGGCACAACAUACGAAGCUGACGACGAAGAAGCAGACAAGAUCUAUGAUCUGGUUGACCACAUGAUGGAUGCCCGACGGAGGGCUCGCAGAGAAGCACGUGAAGAAGCAGAGCUGGCGAAACAUCGAGCAGAACGUCCUAAGAUACAGCAGCAGUUCGCCGAUUUGAAGCGAGGGCUCUCCGUGGUCACAGAUGAAGAAUGGGAAAACAUUCCAGAGGUGGGCAAUCUCACCCGGAAAAAGCGUAAAAGGGAUGAGAGAUCAUUCGUUGUACCGGACAGUGUCAUCGUUGGCGAUACAGCUAGGGGUCAGUAUGAGAGUGCUUUAGACGCAAGACAACAAGCGACUGGUGGCUUCGAGACACCUGCUGACUCUGGUACCCUUACCAACUUCGUUGAAAUGGGCCAAGCCCGAGAUAAGAUUCUCUCACUCAAGCUGGACCAGGUCUCUGGUACUUCGACAGCCUCAGGAUUAGCAACUUCCGUCGAUCCCAAAGGGUACCUCACCUCUCUCGACAGCGUUAUUAUAAAGACUGAUGCUGAAAUUGGCGACAUCAAGCGAGCACGAAUGCUCUUCGACUCGUUGGUCAAGUCGAAUCCGAAGCAUUCACCUGGCUGGAUUGCCGCCGCUUGUCUGGAAGAGCAUGCUGGUCGCAUGGUUGCCGCACGCAAGAUCAUCAAGAUGGGCUGCGAACAGUGUCCUAAGAGUGAGGAUGUUUGGCUCGAGGCUGCAAGGUUACAUAAUAACGAUGAUGCCAAAGUCAUCCUUGCUAACGCUGUCCAACACGUCGGGCAGAGCGUCAAGAUCUGGUUAGCUGCUGCCGAUCUGGAACACGAUAUAAAGGCCAAGAAGCGCGUCUUGCGAAAAGCACUCGAGCACAUCCCCAAUUCCGUCCGUCUCUGGAAGGAAACAGUAAAUCUCGAAUCAUCUGCCGCCGACGCACGAAUAUUGCUUGCUCGUGCAGUUGAAGUCAUCCCCCAAUCUGUCGAACUCUGGCUUGCCCUUGCACGUCUUGAGACACCCGAGAAAGCGAAAGCCGUCCUUAACAAAGCCCGUAAAGCAGUUCCUACCAGUCACGAAAUCUGGAUUGCCGCAGGCAGACUACUCGAACAGGAAGCUUACGUUUCUGGCAAGUCGGAGGAACAGCGCAAUAAAGAACUCGAAGUCGUCGACAAGACCAUUGAAGCUGGUGUCCGAGAACUUCGCAGGCACCAGGUGCUGUUGACGAGAGAACAGUGGCUGAAGGAGGCUGAGCGAUGUGAAGACGAAGGCUCGCCAAGGACAUGUGAGGCUAUCAUCAAAGCCACCGUGGCCAUGGAAGUCGAGGAAGAGGAUAGGUUGGAUACAUGGGUUGGUGAUGCUGAGAGUGCAGAGUCACGAGGGAAAGUGGGCACUGCUAGAGCGAUUCUUGCUUAUGCGCUUCGUGUGUUCCCUGAUCGCAAGAGUCUCUGGCGGAAAGCAGCAGAUCUGGAGAAGGCUCAUGGAACCCGGGAAUCCCUCAAUGCCAUACUUGAACAAGCUGUUCGCCACUGUCCUCAAGCUGAAGUCCUUUGGCUCAUGUGGGCGAAGGAGAAAUGGCUUGCUGGAGAUGUUCCUGCUGCACGUGAAGUUCUCGAGAAGGCCUUCGUUGCGAAUCCAGAAAGCGAACAGAUCUGGCUGGCUGCUGUCAAACUUGAAGCUGAGAAUGGUGAACUCGGAGUUGCGAGAGAACUCUUGGUUCGUGCUCGUACCGUUGCAGACACUCAAAGAAUUUGGAUGAAGUCCGCCGUAUUCGAACGCCAGCAAGGUCAAAUCUCAACGGCACUCGAAACUCUUGAGGCGGCACUGAAGAAGUAUCCCAAGUUCGCGAAGCUAUAUAUGAUCCAAGGUCAGAUUCAUCAAUCGCAAGGCAACUUCGCCGCUGCUCGAGCUUCAUAUGCUGCUGGUAUCAAGGCAUGUCCAAAGGAAGUGAACCUUUGGAUACUGGCGAGUAGAUUGGAGGAAGCGGACAACAGGAGCAUCAAGGCUAGGUCGUUGCUGGAUAAAGCACGUCUGGCAAACCCCGGUAGCGACGUGCUCUGGGCAGAAGCUGUUGGCGUGGAAGAGCGAAGUGGUGGAACUGCACAAGCGAAGACCGUUCUGGCUAGAGGCCUGCAGGAAUGUCCAAACUCUGGGCUCCUUUGGUCGAUGGCUAUUUGGGCAGAACCCCGACCGACGCGAAAGUCAAGAUCGGCGGAUGCGCUCAGGAAGGCCGCGGAUGAUCCACUCAUCAUCUGUACAGUCGCGAGACUCUUCUGGGCUGAGCGCAAGAUCGAGAAAGCUAGACAAUGGUUUGAGCGAGCGGUCAAGAUCAACCCUGAUAUUGGAGAUGUGUGGGGAUGGUGGUUGAAGUUCGAACGGCAACAUGGGACUCAGGAGUAUCAAGACGAGGUCGUCAAGCGAUGUGUUGCUGCCGAGCCCCAUCAUGGCCAGACAUGGCAAUCUAUUGCAAAGGAUAUGAAGAGCACUGGGAAGUCGACUAAGGAGAUUCUUGAGCUUGUUGCUGAUGCAUUGCAUUGAAGCAUCACUUAGAUUGUACUAUUAUCCGCCUGUAUCCCUAUUUCGUUAUUGGACCUUAUAUAAUACUCUGAAGUUAGACCUGUCCGAUUGUGUAGGUGUCACUGUACAGUUAUUAUACUCCCUACGUGCUGGUGGGUUAUGCAUCGCUGGCUAACAGCACCUUCGUUGAUGUGAACUUUGUUUCAGGCUCUUCCUGGAAUACACGCAAAUCAACGUAUCCUAAUAACUCUUCCUCCGUUUCCAACGACUCGGAUGGCAUCCUGACAAUGGUUCUGCAGGCUGAGACUCUGGAUCCUCCAAACGCCAAUUUCGACUCCGGACCUCAUUUUCCAGUGCCGAGCUUUCAUCCUUCCAAACAUCCUCUCGGUCCCACUGAUUCUGACUCUCCCCGUCGGCUUCAACUUCCUUCUUCUCCUUCUCGAUAAGCCCUUGAUGUCCUUGUAAUCGCGAUACCAGAAGUGGUGUAUCGAUGUUUGAUGUUAUUGGGCUUAGUUUAGGAGUUAUAAGAUGAUUGGGAGUUAGGCGUUGAUUGCGAUGAGAAGUGACGGUAUUUGGAGCAAGGUUGUUUUCGGACAUGGGAGGUAAGACGACCGCGCAGGGUGACCCCCGAACGUCUGAACCCGAUAAACGACGCUCGUGUGAACUUGAAAGCUCAAGUUGGAGCGCAACGCGAAUUAUAAGAGCAGUAUACGUGAUUCCCUAUGAAGAGUGGGACGAACAUAUCAUUAGUCGAAUCAUACGACGUUGAAUACAUAUUGAUUAG